GAUUUUUAUCUUUGUAAAUGGUAUGCUGAUAUAAUUGAUGAAGAAACUGAUGAUGUAACAAUAAUUUAUCUUGGAGAAUUAGAAUGGAAAUUUUUAAAAGUUAAUUUUACAAAUAUUUUACAAUUUAUUCAAAAACAAACUUUAAUAUCUCGAUUAACACUUUUAAAUUAUAAAUCACCAAUAUUUGAUGAUGAUUGUUUCCAAAUUAAUUCUAAUGGAAUAUCUGGCGAAUGGAAGAGAAAAAGUGAAUGUAUUUUUUGUGAGAAAUUAUUUGACAAUGACGAUGGAUAUAUUUUAUGGGAAUGUUUUAUACCAAAUGGAUUAGCACAAAUAAAAGUUAAUAAUAAAAUAAAUAAAGGUUUGGGCUAUGUAGAAAAGUUAACAAUGACAUUAAAACCUUGGCAAGUACCCAUUGAUAUUUUACGAUGGGGAAGAUUUUUAUAUGAAAAUCAAUAUAUUAUUUGGAUUCGUUGGAUUGGUAAAGAAGAAAAGUUUCUCAUUUUUCAUAAUGGAAUAAAAUAUUCUGAUGGAAUUAUUAAUGAUGAAAUGAUUGAAUUUGGAAAUUAUCGUUUAAUCUUAUUAGAAAAAUAUAUUUUACGAAAUGGAUUAUUAAGUGAAACAAUAUUUGAUAGAUUUGUUUGGAUUAAAAAGUUUUUUCCAUUGGAGUUUCUUGAUAUAAAUGAAUGUAAAUGGGAAACAUGGAGUGAAUUCUAUGAAAAGAAUUGUUUAAUUGCAAAAGAAUUAUGGUUUAAAGGUGAUGGACUUCCAAUGAAUGCAUAUCCACCAUCAAAAUUAGUCGUGACAGGUGUCUAUAAAAUCUUUUCACAUCCAAUUUAUAUUGGAAGUUCAUUAAUAUGUUUUGGUUUAUCAAUGUAUUAUGAAUCUAAAAGUGGAUUUUUGUUUGUUUCUCCUUUAUUAACAUUAUCUUGGAUUUCACUUGUUUAUGGUUAUGAAAAUGAAGAUUUAAAACAAAGAUUUAAUAAAGAAUAUACUUGGAAAACAUUAUUAAAUAUACCAGAAAAUGUGAAAAUAAAAUAUGAAUAUGCAGAUAUCAUAUCGAUUUAUUGUUUAGUUUUUCUUCCUUGGUUAAUCUUCUAUGAAAUUCUUCUGUUUAUUAGACCACCUUCUUAUUCAGUAUCAACUUAUUUUGAAUUUGAGCAUAAUAUUCCAGUUAUUGAAUGGACAGAAUUCUUUUAUGUUUUUACUUAUCCUUAUGUUGUAUUUUUACCAUUGAUUUUGCAAACAAAACAACAAGUUCGUUGUUUUAUAAUUGAUGGUUUGAUGAAUAUGAGUAUUGGAAUUUAUUUACAAUUUAUUUUACCAUUUGUUGCACCACCAAAACAAUUUAUUCCAAAAACAAUCUUAGGUGAAAUGUUAUUAUAUGAACGUUCUUUUGAUGGUCCAGGAUGUGCAUUUCCAUCAUUUCAUGUCUCCUGA
This is a messenger RNA of Adineta steineri, 1437 nucleotides long. Lineage: Eukaryota; Metazoa; Rotifera; Eurotatoria; Adinetida; Adinetidae. The record is from the annotation of a GenBank genome assembly.